This is a messenger RNA of Cavia porcellus (domestic guinea pig), 1230 nucleotides long. Its product is annotated as UDP-glucuronosyltransferase 1A10. The record is from RefSeq and is a predicted model, not a curated record. The transcript has 2 exons. Bases 48 to 1034 code for a protein of 328 amino acids. NCBI's taxonomy places the organism in Eukaryota, Metazoa, Chordata, Mammalia, Rodentia, Caviidae. Gene Ontology annotation, molecular function: UDP-glycosyltransferase activity.
ACCAACUGAGAGUCAGAGCAGCUGAGUGGCUCAGGCCUGCAGUCCUCAUGGCUCCUGUACAUUUACCUGCCCGCCUCUCUCUGUGCCUGUGUCUGCUGCUGGCAUCCAGCUUUGGCCAGGCAGGCAGGCUGCUGGUGAUGCCCAUGGAUGGGAGCCACUGGUUCACCAUGCGCUCUGUGGUGGAGAAACUCAUCCAGAGAGGACACGAGGUAGUUGCAGUUGUACCUGACGUGAGUUGGCAACUGGGACAGUCACUGACCUUCACAGUAAAGAAUUAUGCAACAUCUUAUACUUUGGAGGAGAAGAACUUGGUAUUUAAGGUUUUUGCCGAUGCUCUAUGGGAGACUAAGGAAGAAAAUUUAUUUGAUACAGUGGCUACUACCAAGAAAGAUUUUGAACUGCUGUUUUCACACUGUAGAAGUUUGUUUAACAACCAGACCUUGGUAGACUACAUAAAGGAAAGUCAUUUUGAUGCGGUAUUUCUAGACCCUUUCGACAUGUGUGGCUUAAUUGUUGCCAAGUACUUUUCACUCCCCUCUGUGAUCUUCACCAGGGGACUCUACUGCCAAAAUAUUGAAGAAGGCACACAGUGCCCCGCUCCUCUGUCCUAUGUUCCCAGAUUUCUCUCACAGUUCUCGGAUACUAUGAAUUUCAAAGAGAGACUGCAGAACCAUGUUGCCCGCUUUGUGGAACAUUUAGUUUGUCCUCAUUUUCUCAGACAACCCUUAGAAAUUGCCUCUGAGAUUCUCCAAACACCCAUCACAGCAUCUGAGCUCUUCAGCCAUACAUCAAUUUGGUUGUUACGCACAGACUUUGUCUUUGACUUUCCCAGACCUGUGAUGCCCAACAUGGUCUUCAUUGGUGGGAUCAACUGCCAUGAGGCAAAGCCCUUGUCCAAGAUUUCUCUCUGGCUACUCAGACCCAUGAAUUUCAAGAAGACUAUGAACUACAUUUUUCACUUGGGCGAUGGCUUACUUUGCCUCACCUUUUUUAAAAGGAAGCCUUCAAUCUUGUGUCUGAAAAGCUCCAGAUAGCUGUGACAGCGGGUGAUCUCUUCAGCCAACCCACACAUUUGUUGUUCUCACCGACUUUGGUUUCCCGGACCUGUGAUGCCCAACAUGGUCUUUGUUGGUGUAAUCAACUGUUGUGAGGAAAAACUCUUGCCCAGGGUAUGUUCUCUCUCCUUUGGCAUGUUAAGGAUAACCUGGCUUUGUACUGCAAAUAAAAUAU